AUGGCAAGCAACACUCCAGACAUCAGUAGCGUGUCCACCAACAGCCAUUCGCAGGCCGCAGUGGGUACCUUCCACACACCGGUGUAUUUUGGACGCGCCUUUCAACGCCAGCGACAACACGACCCGAGCUGCCUUCCCGAUACCCGCGUAGACCUCCUGCAAGGGAUAUACAACUGGGCUGAUGGCCGAGACGAGCGCUGCAUCUUCUGGUUGAACGGUUUAGCCGGCACGGGAAAGUCGACGAUUGCGCGCACUGUAGCGCGCACAUAUGACCAGAAGCGUCUCGGAGCUAGCUUCUUCUUCUCGCGCGGCGGUGCAGAUGUUGGCCAUGCAGGCAAAUUCAUCCCGAGCAUUACGUUGCAGCUGGCGAGCAGUAUCCCCUCCCUCGACCAACAUAUAUACGAUGCUCUCACAGAGCGCCGCGACAUUAUGAGCCAGUCUCUCCGCGACCAGUGGCAGCAGCUCGUUAUUCGUCCGCUAUUAAAGUUGGGCAGAGUCAGUUGCCAAUCCUCCUCGAUUGUUAAAGACGAUUCCAUUACGAGUCUUCUAACGAGCCGACCUGUGAUUCCAAUUCGAUAUGGAUUCGGCCAAAUACCCGAUGUCGAACAUAUGGAUUUUGUACUUCACAAUAUAUCAUCAUCGAUUGUCGAUCAUGAUAUCCGUACUUUCUUGCGGCACGAGCUUGAACUCAUUGCGGCUAGACAUCACCUCGGCGCUGGUUGGCCUGGGGACCAUAUCGUCGAGCAACUCGUCCAUAGUGCACAUGAGCUAUUCAUUUGGGCUGCAACCGCAUGUCGCUUUAACCAUGAAGGCAGAAGCUUUGCUGCGGAUCGCCUGUCCAUAAUCCUCAAGGCUAACUCCGUAGUUGACUCUGUGGACGGAUUUUCUUCAGACGACUGCGACAGAUGA
This is a messenger RNA of Eremomyces bilateralis CBS 781.70, 909 nucleotides long. RefSeq lists its product as uncharacterized. The record is from RefSeq and is a predicted model, not a curated record. The coding region runs from base 1 to 909 and encodes 302 amino acids. The transcript is spliced from 3 exons. NCBI's taxonomy places the organism in Eukaryota, Fungi, Ascomycota, Dothideomycetes, Eremomycetales, Eremomycetaceae.